Molecule: messenger RNA, 2050 nt
Organism: Musa acuminata AAA Group (dessert banana)
Lineage: Eukaryota; Viridiplantae; Streptophyta; Magnoliopsida; Zingiberales; Musaceae
Exons: 13
Coding region: 301-1680 (459 amino acids)
Biological process (GO): ribosomal large subunit biogenesis
Cellular component (GO): nucleolus; preribosome, large subunit precursor
Molecular function (GO): protein binding
Source: RefSeq, a predicted model, not a curated record
CACCCGUUAGUCAAGAACCCUAACCGUCAGCCCUCCCGUCGUCCGGCAUCUGUGUUUCUUUAUGCCGCUGGUUAAGGGGCGCCGUCGUCCGGCAUCUGUGUUUCUUUAUGCCGCUGGUUAAGGGGCGCCGAGCGAGCGUAGAUCGCCCUGGCCGGACGCCUCCUGAGACCAGCCAAAUCUAGUUGUUGAUCUCUGACCGAGCGGACUCCUACGUUCUCCCCUCGAGUUCGGCUCUUCGUCAAGAUCCGGUACCAGAUCCCUCCCAAAGAUCGUUUUGAGGCGCCAAAAGGUUUCAAGAAGAUGCCACGGACAAGUGCAUUGGAGUGCCCUGGAUGCCCACCUUUGAGAGCCUUGACGACUGACGUGCUCGGUCUUGUAAAAGUUGUUGAAGCUCAUGGAAAGACUGGAAUUCCAAAGGUGGUAGAAACAUGGGGGCAGCCAGAUGCUUCAUCUUGUGUUCUUGCUGCUUCUUAUUCUGAUCGCAAAACUGAUCCGCUUUUGGCUGUUGCUCGCAAGAAUGGUUUGGUUGAGUGUCUAAAUCCUAUUAAUGGAGAGGCUUUGGGCAUCACUAAGAUCGAUCAACCCUUAUCACUGGAUGGCUCUCUUAAUGAUGAUCGUGUUGUUGGAUUGCAUCUCUUCAAAACUAAAGGAAUUGAUGUUCCAUCAAGGUCAGUUUCAUUACUUACCUGUCUGGAAAAGGGUAAUGCUUGCUUGAGGUCCAUUCCCGUCAGUGAUGCGCCAGAAAACUCAACUACUGCUUCUCAUAUUACAUGGAAUGUAUGCUCUUCUGGUAAAAUAAUAUGUUCUUCAGUGGAUAAAAGUGAGAAUUAUGCCUUAUUUGGAGGGAAGGGCAUUGAAUUGAACAUGUGGGAUCUUGGAAAAUGCAGUAAGAUCUGGAGUGCAAAAUCUCCUCCUUCUAAUAGACUUGGUAUAUUCUCUCCAACUUGGUUUACUGCUGCAACUUUUCUGAGUGAAGAUGACCAUAGAAAAGUUGUGGCUGGCACGAACAAUCAUCAGGUUCGUCUUUAUGAUACUUCAGCACAGAGGAGACCUGUAAUUUCAGUCGACUUUAGAGAUUCUCCAAUUAAAGCAGUUUGUGAAGAUCUAGAUGGCUAUACAGUCUAUGUAGGCAAUGGUUCUGGGGAUCUUGCUUCAUUUGAUAUGAGAACAGGAAAAUUGAUGGGAUGCUUUAUUGGUAAGUGCUCUGGAAGCAUCAGAUCUAUAGCGAGACAUCCAGAAUUUCCUGUGAUAGCAUCUUGUGGAUUGGACAGCUAUUUGCGUGUGUGGGAUGCAAAGACGAGACAACUUCUAUCUGCGGUUUUCCUCAAGCAACAUCUAACAAAUGUGGUGAUCGAUUCACAUUUCUCAGACGAAGGUUCCGAAGGCAAUACUUAUGAUCAACAAGCUAAUCUACAAGUAUGGGAUGAUACUGAAACUGUAGAUAAUGAUGAAUUGCCAAUCUCUAGCGGUGAGAAAGCAUCUAAAAGGAAGAGAGUUGGCAAAGUCAAGAAGAAAAGGAAGACUAUCGACCAAUACGAUGAUGAAACAAGUGGAGCCCAUGUAUUAAGUCAAGCUGAAUCUGAAGUCAAUAGUGUCUUGCCUCCUCUCAAACAGGAAAAAUCAUCAGAUGAGCACAGCAAGAGGCUCAAGCAGAAAAAGAGCAAGAAGUUUUUGCCAUGAAGGAGGCAUGGCCAUCAAGAAAGUUGCGGUGAAGGAUGGGUGAGUCGGUGAUAAUUCCAUAAUUUGUGACGACCAGGACUGAGCCCACCACCACCACCGGGGAAAAACCAAACUUACUCGAGAUGUCCAACACUCUAAUGAAAAGGAGGGAAACUAGAUUUGAGUGUUGAAUUUUUUAAAAGAGUGUUUUAGAAUUUGAAGAGCUAAUCAGAUAAAGGCUUAUGGAUUCUUUGAGAAUUUGUUUGUGCUAUUGCAUCGCACAAAGAUGUUAGAAUAGUGGUUUCGAAGGUAAAAUUAAUGUUAAAAUAGUUAUAUGCAAUUAGAAUUUUGAUAGUUAUAUGCAAUUAGAAUUUUGAUAGUUAUACUGGAA